CAUAACGUUCCAGCUUGUGUUACGUCAUAUGACGUCUAUGUAAAGUUCGAUUCCCAACCAACUCACUUAAACUAUGACGCCAAACGCAGAACAUCACCUAACCACGACAGGAUGAUAUGCUUCCCUCCUCAAUUGUUUCCAUCAACGGGUGAGAUGUUUGUUGCUCUACAUGCAAACAGUAAAUACGCUUUCGAAUGCCUUGGUUACGUAUGGGAACCUAUCACCGGAAGAUAUGCUAAUAGAUCAUACAACAUAUCAGCACCAGAACUGAUGCCGUAUAAUUUGCAUAUACUGACGUCAGAUUGUAAAGAGUGGGAUCCCAAAAGACAAUCAUGGGAUUCAAUCAACUGUGAGAUGGAUUGGUUUCCAAGUCAACAUAUCUUAGAAUGUACAUGUCGUCCAGCUUUUGGUUUAACAUUCGGUAACACUUUUUAUGUGGCGCCAAAUAGAAUCGACUUCUCGACAGUGUUCUUACGGUUUGAUAUAACCAAUCAAGGUCCUGUGAUCGGGACUCUUAUAACGAUAUUAGUGAUUUACGUACUGCUUCUUAUCUGGGCGAGACAGCAAGACAAGAGAGAUAUUGCUAAGGUAAAAUUAUUUACACCAUUAAUUGACAAUUUCGUCGACGACACAUAUUAUUACCUAGUAACAGUUUAUACAGGAAUGAGAAGAGGGGCGGGUACAAAGUCCAAGAUAGGAUUUAUAAUUCACGGACAAGAUGGAGAUACAGGGAUACGGGAAUUGGCUGAUGGUGUCAGAACGAACAUACCGGCUGCAAGUGUUGUACAUUUCUUAAUGUCAACGCCAUAUCCGCUAGGAGACUUAAGCUAUGUUUACAUAUGGCAUGACAACUCCGGUGUCGGCAAAUCUUCAUCGUGGUAUUUAACCCGUGUUGACGUCGAGGACUUACAAACGAGGGAAAGGUUUGUUUUCCUAUGUGGUAAAUGGCUAAGCUUAGAUACAUUUGAUAGCAGUGUAGAUGCCGUCUUACCAGUUUGCGGAAAAGAAAAUGUCACCACUUUCUCAAAUAUGUUUUACCUUAAUAUAAAAGAAAACUUAGCUGAUAACCAUAUGUGGAUUUCAAUAUUCUUCCGCCCAACCAGCAGCCAUUAUACAAGAUGUCAGAGACUAACAUGUUUCCUGUUAUUUAUUGUUUUAACAAUGAUAGGAAAUGCAAUAUAUUUCCGCGACGAAGACGAGUUUUCAAAUGCUGGAUCAGACAUUCAUGUGGGUCCAUUUUCAUUCACAUUGAGUGCAAUUUAUAUUGCAUUAAUAUCUGCACUUAUUUCAACACCUACCACCGUAUUAGUAAUUUUUAUGUUCAGUAAAAGUAUGCACAGAAAAAGCAAUACUGGAGAUUCUUCACGAAGAUAUAGAGUACCGAUAUUGGAUGUUUGGUUGGAUAGAGUAAUGGCAGAUAGUCAUAAGUUAGAGAAAGCGCUUGUUUCAAAGGGACUUUUCAUUACUGAAAGUACUAUUUUUCCAUAUUGGUUUCAAUAUAUAGCAUGGAUUUUGGCACUUGCUGGUGUAGCAUUAUGUUCCUUCUUCUUGACUCUGUACAGCAUCGAGUGGGGAAAAAACAAGUCUCAGAAAUGGCUGGCACAGUUUUCCCUCUCUUUCUUUAGCUCGAUUUGUUUACUGGAUCCAUUAAAAAUAAGGCUCGUCAAUGAUUAUAUAAAAUGGCUGCGAUAUACAGCGUUUCCAGAGUUGUAUCCUGAGACUGAUUAUACCGGAGAACGUUUACAUUGGAGACUUAGACAAUAUUUUAAUGAUUUGACAAGUUUCAGAGUUGGACCACCUCGACUGAGACAACUUCGGGUCACAGAAUCAUCUGAAGUACAUCCGUUUUUAGGAAGCAUUCGAACGAGACCAAAAUACUACUUACCGGUUGAAGAAAACAGAGACUUUUGUUUUGGCUGGAUAAGUGGGAUAUGUGACAAAAUAAGUGAGGCACGUUCAUUUUCGUAUGGUGGGUGGACAUUCACGAGUGCUAUUGAUAUUUGGGGUAUUCCCAUACCUGGACGUUAUAACACAUACGGAGGUGGCGGAUAUAUAACCGAACUAGCUGUCAACUUAGAUUUUUCCAACAGAACUUUAAAUGAAUUAACAGACUUUUUAUGGAUUGAUAGAAAUACACGAGUCGUUUAUUUAGAGUUCAACUUGUACGCCCCUGAUCUAAACCUAUUCGCAUACAACAUGUUUGUAGCAGAAUUUCCUGAAACAGGAGGAAUAAUAACCUCAUAUUCUAUUUAUCCAUUUCGAAUUUAUUUUCAUCAUGGUACGAAUGGUAUCUACACAUUAAUUUGCGAAAUAAUAUUUCUAUUAAUUUUAGUCGCAUUAACGGGCAUGACCGUGUCACGUAUCACAAAGAAGAGAAAGACCUAUUUCAAAAGUGUCUGGAACAUUCUUGACUGUUGUUGCAUAUCCCUGAGUUUUGUUUGCAUUUCAAUGUAUGCUGGGCGCCAUAUUCUUGCGUCACAAACACUGGAAAAAUUCAAGGCAGAUCCAAAGCAAUUUAUUAAUUUUCAGCAUAUUGUAGUAUCGGACUUGUUGUUUAAUUUGCUGCAUGCUACUCUAUUAUCACUUGCGACAUUGAGAUUAGUCGGUAUUCUAGGCUACGAUAUACGAGUUGGUAAGAUUUUCAUGGUUUUUGAUAAGUGUGCGAAGGAUUUAUUUUGGUUUGGUAUUUUCAUGUUUUAUUUAUUUCUGUGUUAUGCCGCUCUAGGAUAUUUACUAUUCGGAAAAUAUAUUGAAUCAUAUUGUGAUAUAUUUGAAUCUAUGGGAACACUAUUUAUAAGCAUGAUAGGAAAGAGCAAGUUCAAAGAAAUAAAUGAGAAGGAUCCAAUUUUAUCACAAUUUUAUUUCUUUACGUUCAUCCUGCUGAUAGUAUUUACAUUGCUGACAAUAUUUAUGGCCAUCCUCGGUGAGAGUAUCAGUGCAGUACAAACCAUGAAUAAAGGAAACACGGAGGAAGAAUUGAUUAACAGGUUGUGGAAAAAAAUCAAAAAUGUGUUCGUAAAAAAGUCGGACACCACGAAAAACUCCAAAAAGCAACCUUUUCAGAAUACAUCUAUUGAUAUCUUGUACGACGUAAGAAAAGCCUUUAAUGAUUCUGAUGAUUAUAACGAGGUGCCACCAGUCACUACAAACUUCAAAAAGAAAACAAAACGUAUUUUUGAUACCAAUUCGUAGGUAAACAACAUAGCAGAUUCUCUGUCGUCAUUUCAAUGUGAGAGCUUGUUAAACUUAGCCGAAGAAUGAAAAGUGCAUGAACAACUUAGCAAAAUAUUUUGAUUAUAUAUGGGCGGCAUGUGAACUGCACGUGGUAUUUUGAUGAGCCCAAAGUUUGGUCUAAUGAUGGACCCCUUUGUAAAUAUUGUGUUUAAUAUA
Molecule: messenger RNA, 3390 nt
Organism: Mytilus trossulus (common blue mussel)
Lineage: Eukaryota; Metazoa; Mollusca; Bivalvia; Mytilida; Mytilidae
Exons: 10
Coding region: 112-3192 (1026 amino acids)
Biological process (GO): detection of mechanical stimulus
Cellular component (GO): membrane
Molecular function (GO): calcium channel activity; protein binding; calcium ion binding
Source: RefSeq, a predicted model, not a curated record